AAGUAACAAAACUUUUUAAGAUCCGAUGUGAAAUACUACUUUUGCUGCGUUCGAGGAAGAAGCAAGGGAUGUCACUAGCAAAUGAGAUGUGGACUAGGCCCUGGCUAGCUAUGCCGUAUCCUUCUGGGGUUGAAAGGGCAAAAUCUGAAGCCAUUUAUGGAUAUUGAGACCCUUCUUAGUAGCUCAUGGCAGAAGUUAUUCAAAUCCAGAGGGCUCACAUGCAUGGCCCCAUCAUAAGGUUGCGGUACAUGGUGAAACAACUGGAGACGGGAGAGGUGAAUAUUGAGGAGCUGAAGAAGAACUUGGAAUAUACAGCUUCUUUGCUUGAAGCGGUUUAUAUUGAUGAGACCAGGAAGAUUCUGGACACAGAAGAUGAACUCCAAGAGAUCAAGUCUGAUGCUGUACCCUCGGAAGUGCGAGACUGGCUGGCCUCCACUUUCACCCAGCAGACCCGGGCCAAGGGGCGCCGUUCGGAGGAGAAACCCAAGUUUCGCAGCAUUGUGCAUGCUGUUCAAGCUGGCAUCUUUGUGGAAAGGAUGUUCCGCCGAACGUACACAGCUGUGGGACCCAAUUACUCUCCCUCAGUCAUCAACUGUCUGAAGACGCUUGACCUCUGGUUUUUCGAUGUCUUUGCACUGAACAAGGUGAGCGAAGACCAUGCCUUGCGCACAAUUGUCUUUGAACUGCUCACUCGCCACAACGUCAACAGCCGCUUCAAGAUCCCCACGGUGUACCUCAUGACUUUCCUGGAUGCACUGGAGGCUGGUUAUGGGAAAUAUAAGAACCCUUAUCACAAUCAGAUACAUGCUGCUGAUGUUACCCAGACUGUACAUUGCUUCCUACUUCGCACUGGCAUGGUGCACUGCUUGACAGAGAUUGAGGUCCUGGCCAUUAUCUUUGCAGCCGCAAUCCAUGACUAUGAGCACACGGGUACCACCAAUAGCUUCCACAUCCAGACCAAGUCAGAUACAGCCAUUUUGUACAAUGACCGGUCAGUACUGGAGAACCACCACAUCAGCGCUGUCUUCCGCAUGAUGCAGGAUGAGGAGAUGAACAUACUUGUCAACCUGACCAAGGAUGAAUUUGUUGAGCUCCGUUCGCUCGUGAUUGAAAUGGUUCUGGCUACAGACAUGUCCUGUCACUUCCAGCAAGUCAAGUCCAUGAAAACUUCCCUGCAGCAGCUUGAGCGGAUCGACAAAUCCAAAGCCCUCUCCUUGUUGCUGCAUGCAGCUGAUAUCAGCCACCCUACUAAACAGUGGACGGUGCACUCCCGAUGGACCAAAGCUCUCAUGGAGGAGUUUUUCCGCCAGGGAGACAAGGAAGCUGAGCUGGGAUUGCCCUUCUCCCCAUUGUGCGAUCGUACAUCCACGCUGGUGGCCCAGUCACAGAUUGGUUUCAUUGAUUUUAUUGUGGAACCCACUUUCCAAGUUCUGACAGAUGUAGCAGAGAAAAUGAUCAUCCCAUUAGUGGAAGAAGGUUCCAAGAAUAAAUUGCCCAGCCAGCAGAGCAGCUCCACCUGGCGUCAGACUUCUGUAGAUGAGCAUGCUGAACUGGGGGACAUCAACGCUGACAUCAGCAGCUUCCGUUCCACUUGGAGCAAGUACAUCCAGGAGAACAAGCAGAAGUGGAAGGAACGAGCUGCCAGCGGAAUCACCAACCAGGCAUCUAUUGAUGAGCUCUCACCUUGCGAGGAGGAGGCGAGCACACCUGAAAACCGGCACAAUCAGAAUGGCAAUGUGGAAUAACGCUGUGUGCAGGAGGAGCAAGGUCUUCAACACAGUUUACUCCAAAGUCUUCGAUACCAUCGACUCAGCACCAUCCGCACAGGGAGGGAGCCCCUCCCCAGCUCGAGAAGGGUGUGACAUGAAUGCGACCAUCAAUACUACUAGUAAUAAUAUUAAUACUGAUAAAUGCAAGUGUUACCGAGUCAACGAUGUCGACAUCACACAGUACACACUGCCUGCCCCAUCCCUGAGUUGCAGAGAAUGAAAGACUGAGAGCCUCCCUCCCCGGUGUAACUUCCUUCCAUCACUGAGCGCAAGUGGGCAAAAGGCCGGGGUGACCCUGGGACUGGUCAUCAAAACUCUUCCCUUUUGUGCCCGACAGGCUUCUCACUGCCAAACCAGCCAAGCGACUGCCAAGGCAACUGUCACCACUUUUUUCCCCCUUUCCUUUUAAACAAAUAUUGGCGGUGAUUGUACUGUAGGUGAGGAGUGUGAGAAGGGAUUUUUUAAACUGAGCAUGGCAGGCACAUGUGUGUCUGAGGGGAGGGGACUCUCACCCCUGCAUGAUGGCCUCUGAAAUAGGCUUGAAGUGGCUGGAUCCCAGGAAUCCUCCACCCCUUAUGAAGUUCUCCCCACAGGGCAACGCCCUGCUGUCUCUCUGUCAUCCAGCCUCUUGCGUGGAUAAAUGCCGUCCCUACUUUGCCUCCUGGUCUUGAAGACACCCAGUUUUCAACCACUGGGGCAUUUCCCACAGUGACUCAGAUCUCAAAUGCAUCACCACUCCCUUCUUUCAGGCAAUAGCUUAUACUGUGACCAAAUGCUGACCCUCUCCUGCUCUCCCCUAUCCUUGCCAUCGUUAAGCAUUGCCCAGUCCCAAGCAGUCAAUCCAGCAUUUCAGAGAGAUAAGCAAUCAUUGGAAAGUGAAGGUGAUCUCUCUUUUGAGGCAGCUGUUCUUCAGACCUGGUCUUGGAACUCAGUUGUGUUUCCUUCUCCCAUUCAUAGACUGAAUCCCUGCUAUUGUGAAUCUGCAGUAUGGAGGCGGGUAAUUUGGACCAGCAAGAGAUUUCACAACUCCUAGGGCCUGAGGAACAGGAAGUUCACAGUAUCUCAGUUCAGUCUUCCCCAGCCUGGUGCUCUCCAAGUGUGUGGCUCUACAACUCUGACCAUCUCUAUUCA
Molecule: messenger RNA, 2900 nt
Organism: Candoia aspera
Lineage: Eukaryota; Metazoa; Chordata; Lepidosauria; Squamata; Candoiidae
Gene: PDE1B
Product: phosphodiesterase 1B
Exons: 15
Coding region: 186-1745 (519 amino acids)
Biological process (GO): signal transduction
Cellular component (GO): neuronal cell body
Molecular function (GO): calmodulin-activated 3',5'-cyclic-GMP phosphodiesterase activity
Source: RefSeq, a predicted model, not a curated record